GCCCGUUGGAUAGUAUAAAACGACAGCGCCAAUGCCAGUGGCAGUCAGUUAGCUGCAGACGACGCGACGCCACGGAACAGCUGCCAGCAGCGAACUUUGGGGCAACGCUUCUUAAUAUUCUGGUCUCGAACACGUCGGCUGCUCUCUCUCCCUCUCUGUCGCGCUCAGCUUCUGUCUCGCAAUUCAUACGCGCUUAUCAGCAGACGCUUUCGAAAUGCCGUCGCUGCAUUGCGCUUAGUUCGUAGCAUACUUUUUUGGUGUAACAUAUCAAAGCAACAGCGUCAGCAACAUCAGUCACAUCGACAACUUGCAACAUGUUUUGGAUCUUACGGCGCACUGGCGCCGCCAAUUUCUUCAACUCCCUGAACAACAAUUGCAGCUUCAGCAAGGGCAACGGCAAUGGAGGCGCCGGCGGCAAUGGCAACCACAGCAACAGCACCCAGGACAAAUACGUGAAGCGGCCGCCACGUAAGGCUUACGGCAGGCUGAGUGCCGAGGCGGACGAUGCCGUGUCUCUGGGCCAUAAAAUCGAUGAUCCAUUCGAUGAGCUAGAUGACUUUGAAAUGCUGGCACCUGGCGCCGCUAGCAGCAGCAACAGCAGCAACAUCAAUAACAGCAACGGCAACAAUGCCAACCACAACCAGAACACGAACAGCAACAAUAUCAACGGCCAAGACGAGGCCAAUGGCAAUGAGAAGGGCAUGCAGCUAUUGGCAUGUACGAACGCCGAUUGCCAGGGCAACUUUGUGGUGGAGAGCGCAUUAUGCGAGCUGGGCCUAUGCCAGGCUAAAGGCAAAUCAUCAAAGGACCUGUCAGCAGCGGCCAUGCCCAAGCAGAUUAACGAAAGCACAAUAAGCCGCCUUCACGCACUGGCCAUGGCCGACGAUGACGAUGAUUACGAUGAAUCGCUUACCUGCAAUGUGUGUGACCGAUCCUUCCAUUGUCAUCGGCAGCUGGCCUCGCAUCAGCAGAAGAAGCGACACUUUGGCUGCAGUGGCUGCGACAGUUUGUUCCCAUCCCUGAUGUUGCUGGAGCAUCAUAAGGAGGAGUUCGAGCAUUGGAGCGACGAUGAAAUGGGACGACGCGUUUGCUGUCGCCGCAAUCGCUGCGAUGAUGACUACUUUACGGACACCGACUCCUACAUCAGUGAUGCGGAGAGCGAGGACCUCGAACGGUUGUUGUAAACACUCUACAGCAACAGCUGCAGCUCGCUGAUGAGCCGCGCAGCUGUUGCCGUCGCUAAAAAAAGUGUGUGUGAUGUCAAAGGCAAAGCCUUUGGGAGCUGGCAUUGUGCGGCGUCAAUUGUAAGGACAAAAAGCUGGAUAAACGGCGCACCGGAAAUGGCCGAGAGUACAGCGAGCGAGUGUGGCCCAUAAUGAAAAUAAAUUAAACCAGCUGACAAACAAAGCUCGUGAACAAUGGCAAAUGUGGCACGCAACCUCAGCGGCUGAAAUUCGAAAACAAGUCAAAAAAAUUCUUUGCGCUGCGGCAUAUGGUAUUAUAUUUUAGAGUUUAACUGCAGACCCAUAGCAAAUGGUCUUAAAACAAACAUAAGCAUAUGUAUAUACAUAAAUAUAUAUAUAUAUAUAUAUCGAACUAGUUGUGUGUAUGCGAGUGUCAAAGAAAAACAGAAAACUUAAAAAAAACACUCUCCCAAACCUCCCUCAAAAAAAUUGAAUUCAUAUCAUAAAAUGCAUAUGUAUCAACCAAACUGAAAGUAUUUAUGUGCGAAUACGUAUGUGCAUGAGAAGAAAUAUAUAGACAAAUGAAAGAAACCUGUAUUUUUAAA
Messenger RNA from Drosophila hydei, 1789 nucleotides. RefSeq lists its product as uncharacterized. Bases 315 to 1184 code for a protein of 289 amino acids. The transcript has 5 exons. The record is from RefSeq and is a predicted model, not a curated record. NCBI's taxonomy places the organism in Eukaryota, Metazoa, Arthropoda, Insecta, Diptera, Drosophilidae.